GCCGGGAGCCUCGGGACGGGCUUUGAAAUGCCGGGGCCCGGCUCGCGGAGGAUGAAAGACCGCCCGCGGGCAGCGCCUUUACUGCCUUUGUGCGGCGGGGGCGCGGGCCGAGCCGCAGGAGGGGGCGGGCCACACUCCCGGCGGCCGCCCACCAUCCACCUCCCGGGGGAUCGCUCAGCUUCUAGCGCCUCUGCUGUCCGCUUCGGGGUCCACGGCGCGCCGGGCCUCUGAGCGCGCACGCGGGAGUGACGGGGGCGGGGGCCGGGACCACCGAGGGCGCCGUCCCGGCCGGCGGAGGCGCUGGGGGUUCCCCGCGCGCCCACCCCCUGGAGUUCCCGGCUCCCGCCGCCGCUCGGGCCUGCAGGCGGGGCCGCGGCGCGCUGCAGCCCCCGGGCCGGGCCUGGGCGCACUCCGGCACCUCGGAAUGUGGGUGGGGACUCCUCUUUCAGGCGCCCCAGGCAUCGGAUUCAGGGCGGGGGCGCGUGGCGGCCGCCAGGAGCCCGGCUGCAGCGCCCGCCCCGCGGCCUCGCCUCCCCGCCGAGCCGCCAGCGCCCUGGGACGCGAUGAGGACGUGGGCUUGCCUGCUGCUCCUCGGCUGCGGAUACCUCGCCCAUGCCCUGGCCGAGGAGGCCGAGAUCCCCCGCGAGCUGAUCCAGCGGCUGGCGCAGAGUCAGAUCCACAGCAUCCGGGACCUGCAGCGGCUCCUGGACGUAGACUCCGGGCCGAGGAUGGUCUGGAGGCCCAUGUGAGCAUUCCGCGGGGCCAUGUGGCCCAGGACACCCCUGAGAAGCGGCCAGUGCCUGUCCGGAGGAAGAGAAGCAUCGAGGAGGCUGUCCCUGCUGUCUGCAAGACCAGGACAGUUAUUUACGAGAUACCUCGGAGCCAGGUCGACCCCACGUCUGCCAACUUCCUGAUCUGGCCGCCGUGCGUGGAGGUGAGGCGCUGCACGGGCUGCUGUAACGCCAGCAGUGUCCGCUGUCAGCCGUCACGCAUACAGCAGCGCAGCGUCAAGGUGGCCAAAGUGGAGUACAUCCGCAAGCGGCCGAAGCUUCGGGAGGUGCAGGUGCGGCUGGAGGAGCACCUGGAGUGCAGCUGCAGCAGCGCCAGUGCCGACUACCGGGAGGAAGAGGCAGAUGUGAGGUGAGGAUGGCCCAGCAGCCCUUUCCUGGGACACGGAUGUACACGGCGUGUUACAUUCCUGAACCUCCAGUGGACGGUGCUCACUGCACGGCGCGCUUUGUUCUCCUGUGAAAACUGUCCCAGCACGUCCCCUGGGGAACAAAGAACAGUGCCCAUUUGUUGGUGGGACGUCAGAGUGGGCAUUGUGGUGCCCGGUGGAACAGUGAGAGGCUUCCUUGUCAAAAGCACGAGUGAGCGCAAACAAAACUGAGUCACAGAACAGCUCGGUGGCUGCGGCGAGGCACGGCCGGCGGAGGGGCGGAGGCGGCGGCAGCUCUGCGAACUGGACAUGCAUCUAGGGCAGCCAGAGGUGCUUUUGCCAAGGACGCGGGGCUGCUUCUCAGAUGGACGACACAGAUGGACAGACAGACGGACGGAUGGAUGGAUGGAUGGAUGGACGGCGCCCAGGGCCCGCCAGACCAGGUCGAGCUGCGCCGUGUACACAGAGCCCUUCCUGAGAGCCUUAAGUGGAUUUUUUUUUACACCAUAAAGUGAUUAUUAAGCUUUCCUUUUUACUCUGCCUAGCUUUUUUCUUUUUUCUUUUUUUACAAAAUUCUCUCUCGGAUGACAUUCACACCAAUAACACGAGGCCGCCGUGGGGCAGCGGGAUGCAUCUUUCCUAGCAGGACACAGAUGAAUGAGAUGUAUUCAAAUAAACGUGGCAUACCCAGCUAUGCACCACUUCCCGAAUGUUUCCGCCUCUCUGUCUCACCCUCGGCCCUGCCAUCCGAGAGCCCACCUGCCGCCUGCGGGCACUCCCUGCUACCGCCACGUUUGGACAGAACUAAAUUCUUUAUCUUUUGGUAACAUGUUCUACGUUACAUGUACUCCAUGGAAUUGUGUGUGUGUUGUUUUGUUUUGUAAAGGUGAAUUUGUAUUUUUAUCUAAUAUUACCAGUUUUAUAUACCUGA
Molecule: messenger RNA, 2090 nt
Organism: Sorex araneus (European shrew)
Lineage: Eukaryota; Metazoa; Chordata; Mammalia; Eulipotyphla; Soricidae
Gene: PDGFA
Product: platelet derived growth factor subunit A
Exons: 7
Coding region: 425-1144 (239 amino acids)
Biological process (GO): positive regulation of phosphatidylinositol 3-kinase/protein kinase B signal transduction; platelet-derived growth factor receptor signaling pathway; positive regulation of MAP kinase activity
Cellular component (GO): membrane
Molecular function (GO): growth factor activity; platelet-derived growth factor receptor binding
Source: RefSeq, a predicted model, not a curated record